This is a messenger RNA of Alternaria ventricosa, 306 nucleotides long. RefSeq lists its product as uncharacterized. NCBI's taxonomy places the organism in Eukaryota, Fungi, Ascomycota, Dothideomycetes, Pleosporales, Pleosporaceae. The coding region runs from base 1 to 306 and encodes 101 amino acids. The record is from RefSeq and is a predicted model, not a curated record. The transcript has 2 exons.
AUGCUCACGUCGCCCGUAAAUCAAGGCUUCCCAGCUUUGGACCACGAUCAGGCUUUGAACAUCAAGAGUCGUCUUCAUGCGGCGAUCAUGAAACAUUUGAUCACGGUCUCUCCAGCUGCGGCACUUGCUACGUCUAGAAUCAUCGUGCGCGUCUACGCCGAUUCUACCAAGCUGGCGAAUGAUCCGUUCUGUCCUGUACAACAGUUCAUGGUCGAGUUCUCUUCCAUCGACCCUUACUUCGAUUUCACCAGUGUUCGAGAUGAAGAGAUCGUUGGACGCAAAGUCACUGGUAAAUCCUCUUAUUAG